Molecule: messenger RNA, 1031 nt
Organism: Rhizopus microsporus ATCC 52813
Lineage: Eukaryota; Fungi; Mucoromycota; Mucoromycetes; Mucorales; Rhizopodaceae
Exons: 2
Coding region: 68-799 (243 amino acids)
Source: RefSeq, a predicted model, not a curated record
GUAAGUGGUAGUCACAAGAUGUCUACAGUCAUUGACAGUCUUACAGUGUAGUGUAAGUGGAAACAAAAUGGCCACUAUUGGUCAUGGUCCCUCCAAGUCCACUUGUUCCGAUUGCUAUGGUGUAAGCAUCAGGACAUCGUCUUCUUCUCUUGUCAAUAUACAGCUGACAGGAAAAUUUGCUUAUCAAGGCAUUGUUAUGCUUGUAAAGGAUAAAGAUACCAACAGAACCGUAGGCGAAUUUAAGGAAUUUGACCAAGACCUCUUUACUUCAGUAGCAUGCGACGAUGAUGAUGAAGUUGAUCAGGUAGAUCUCGACUCAAAUGCUGUCAUUGGGCAUAUAGACUCCAAACUAAAGCAAUGGCCAGUCCAUGUCGGUUGGAUGAUGGAUAUUGUUGAUAAACCAAUUACUACACUUAAGUUCCAAGGCAUGGUUGUCAUCGACUAUGACAACUUUCAUAUGUUACCUGAAACAGAGUUCAAGUUAAAAAAGACAGUGGCGAUCACAACUACAACAAGAGAGAUAGAAACAUCAAUGGAAGCACCUACGAUGACCAUAUCAGAUCCAGUGAGUCGAACAACAGAAAUAAAACACACAGCCACACAGACAAUCAUAGAGGUAGAGCAUACUAUGGAUACAUUUGUAGAGCAAGAGCGUAAUGAGUUAUUUAUCUAUACAUUUUCAAUACUGUCUACACUUUAUUGUUCUCUGUCUGUUUGCCUACGGAAAUAUAUAAAGAGAAGAAAGAGACGAAUAGUAGACGAUGAAUUACAACUCAUACCCACUGCAAAAGACAAUUAGAUCAGACCCUGCAUAAAACACGUUUCACACAGAUACCUUUUGUAACAUAAUAAAUUCAUUUAAAGAGAUAUAAUUUUAGCAAAGCGCGCAGUCAAAGAGUUAAUCCUAGAUAUCUGGAGUCCGACUAGUGCAGGAACGAUGAGUAUCUCGAACACAAAAUGUGUAAAUCGGACUGCAUUCAUCUCUCUCUCUUUCCCCUUUUUUCUUUUUCUUUCUUUCUUCCUUCCUUCUU